GUAACUGCUGUAUUCCCAUGCUUGACGUUCGGCCAGGUUGCAGAAAUGGUAGAUGAAGGCAACAUCUCAUGUUGUACUAGUACAACGCUUUACAUGGGGAUGUGCUUGGGGAUAGGCUUAUGCUGCAAGUGGAAGUAUGGGUUAUGUAAACAGACAGCAGACUACCGAACUAAACUGAGGAGAAAGUUCAACCUUGCUGAGGGUCCUGCACUGGACUGGGUCACUCAUUUUUGCUGUCAUUGUUGUGCUCUCUGUCAAGAAUACAGGGAGCUUCAAUCCAGAGGCUUCCAUCCUUCUCUUGGUUGGAAUAAGAAUGAAGCGAGGAAUAGAGAGAAGAAUCAGAAACAAAAAAUGGAGCACCCAGUGAACCAAAGAAUGACAAAUUGAUCAAGAAAUUAAGUAAAGUAGGAAUUCCAGUGUCUGUAUUUCAAAGUUCAUCUACUGUAUUAUUUACGAAUGAAGUGUUGUUGCAGCACAUUGAGAUAAUAUUGGUAUCUCAUAGCUGAAAUAAUGU
This is a messenger RNA of Pistacia vera, 514 nucleotides long. Its product is annotated as protein PLANT CADMIUM RESISTANCE 6-like. The transcript has 3 exons. NCBI's taxonomy places the organism in Eukaryota, Viridiplantae, Streptophyta, Magnoliopsida, Sapindales, Anacardiaceae. The record is from RefSeq and is a predicted model, not a curated record. The coding region runs from base 46 to 387 and encodes 113 amino acids.